AUGGCGGGUCUUGGGCGAUUGGCUGCCGUCUUGGCUGCGUCAGCGAGCUUGGCAUCCGCAGCGACAAUCAAUCAUGAUUUCAACGUCAGUUGGGUCCGAGCCAAUCCUGACGGAGCGUUUGAGCGACCAGUUAUCGGCAUCAAUGGAAAAUGGCCGAUUCCCAGAAUUGAGUGCAACGUUGGCGACCGCAUUGUUAUCAACGUAAACAACCAGCUCGGAAACCAGUCGACUUCACUCCACUUCCACGGCCUGUUCCAAAAUGGAACCAACAACAUGGACGGCCCAUCAGGCGUCACUCAAUGCUCAAUCCCACCUGGCAAUUCAUUCACAUAUAACUUCACUGUCAACCAACCUGGCACGUACUGGUAUCACUCUCACAACGAUGGCCAGUACCCUGACGGACUGCGUGGCCCUGUUAUCGUCCAUGAUCCCGAGUUUCCGUACAAGAAAGAAGUUGAUGAGGAAAUUGUUCUAACACUAUCGGACUGGUACCAUGAUGAGAUUGCAACGCUCAUUCCUCAGUUUCUGAGCAAGACCAACCCAACCGGUGCAGAACCAGUCCCAAAUGCGGCCCUCAUGAACGAUACUCAAAACAUAACCGUCUCUGUCCAGCCCGGUAAGACGUACAUGUUCCGAGUUGUCAAUAUUGGAGCCUUUGCCGGCCAAUACCUAUGGAUCGAAGGCCACAAGAUACGCAUCGUCGAGGUAGACGGAGUAUACACAAAGGAUGCAGAAGCUGAAAUGGUAUAUAUCGCCGCCGCUCAGAGAGUGAGCUUUCUUUUGACAACCAAAAACGAAACAUCCGCAAAUUACCCCAUUGUCGCAAGCAUGGAUACGACUCUCUUCGACACAUUACCUCCUGAACUCAACUACAAUUCCACUGGCUGGCUCACCUACGACAAGUCCAAAGACUAUCCAGCCGCUGCUCUUGUCGAUGAGCUAAAUGCCUUUGAUGACAUAACCCUCGAAGCCUACGAUGGCAUGGAACUCCUCCCAGAGCCCGAUCGCACCGUCGAACUCGACGUAAUCAUGGACAACCUUGGCAACGGCGCAAACUACGCCUUCUUCAACAACAUCACCUACACAUACCCCAAGGUUCCCACACUAUACACCGCCCUCAGUGCCGGCGACAAGGCCACCGAUCCCAGAGUAUACGGUGAAUACACGCACCCCUUCGUCCUAAAGAAGAAUGAAAUCGUCCAGAUCGUCGUCAACAAUCUCGACAGCGGUCGCCACCCGUUCCAUCUCCACGGCCACAACUUCCAAGCCGUCUACCGCUCCAACGAGUCAGCCGGCACUUUUGAGGACGAGGGUGGCGCGACGGGGAAGACCUUCCCCAAGGUUCCUAUGCGCCGCGACACCAUGGUCAUCUGGCCCAACGGCAACAUGGUUUUGCGAUUCAAAGCCGACAACCCAGGAAUCUGGUUGUUCCACUGCCAUAUUGAAUGGCACGUCGUAUCCGGUCUCAUCGCCACAUUCGUCGAAGCACCCACCGAGCUGCAAAAGACGCUCUCCAUCCCCCCUACUCACCUCCAAGCCUGUAAAUCUUCCAACAUCCUCCCCGAGGGCAACGCAGCCGGCAACACCGUCGACUUCCUCGACCUCACCGGCGAGAAUAAAGCCCCCGCACCUCUACCAGCAGGAUUCACCACACGAGGCAUCGUAGCCCUGGUGUUCAGCUGCAUAACUGGCAUUCUGGGCAUCUGCGUCGUAGCAUGGUACGGCUUCUCCCAGCCCAUUGAGGAAGCACCCCGGGCCGUAACAAGCAUCAUCCGCGACGCAGACAUGUCGGAGUCUGAUAACGCCCAAAAUGUAACUUCUGGUACGAGCACCGCCAGAGAAACUACCUAG
Molecule: messenger RNA, 1851 nt
Organism: Pochonia chlamydosporia 170
Lineage: Eukaryota; Fungi; Ascomycota; Sordariomycetes; Hypocreales; Clavicipitaceae
Product: iron transport multicopper oxidase FET3 precursor
Exons: 5
Coding region: 1-1851 (616 amino acids)
Biological process (GO): reductive iron assimilation; cellular response to iron ion starvation
Cellular component (GO): high-affinity iron permease complex
Molecular function (GO): copper ion binding; ferroxidase activity
Source: RefSeq, a predicted model, not a curated record